Molecule: messenger RNA, 1077 nt
Organism: Carya illinoinensis
Lineage: Eukaryota; Viridiplantae; Streptophyta; Magnoliopsida; Fagales; Juglandaceae
Product: mitochondrial import inner membrane translocase subunit TIM23-1-like
Exons: 2
Coding region: 172-744 (190 amino acids)
Biological process (GO): protein import into mitochondrial matrix
Cellular component (GO): mitochondrial inner membrane; TIM23 mitochondrial import inner membrane translocase complex
Molecular function (GO): transmembrane protein transporter activity
Source: RefSeq, a predicted model, not a curated record
AAACUUUCUGGAAGGCUGGACAACCCGAGUUCCAGAACACGUAUUCUUGCCAGGAAAGCACCCCGUCUGUCUCUGACCUAUAAAUUAUUAAAUAUAACCAAACCCUAAUAACCAGAAUCCCCAAGAAAAGUAAGAGAGGGAGACAGAGAGAGAGAGGGUAAGAGGGAGAGAAUGGCUCACAGACUCUCGGAUCACGAACAAGGAUCCGACCCCUCUUCGCAGCCGCGAUUCUACGACCCCUACCAGGGCAUCCAGUUUCCGAUCCCCGCUCGGAAUGUUUACCAGCUCCCAACGGGACCGCAGUACCUCUUCGACGAGGAGGCUAGCCGUAACCGCCGCGGAUGGAGCGAUAACAUCACCUUCUACACCGGCUGCGGAUACCUAGCCGGCGCAGUCUGCGGCGGCGUCUCCGGAUUGGUAUCCGGUGUCGGCUCCUUCGAGCCCGGGGACACCACCAAGCUCCGCCUCAAUCGGGUCCUCAACUCCUCUGGACACGCUGGCCGUGCAUGGGGCAACCGGCUCGGCGUCAUCGGCCUCAUGUACGCCGGCAUGGAGAGCGGUAUUGUGGCCCUCAGGGACACCGACGACGUAUGGAAUAGCGUGGCGGCUGGGCUUGGAACUGGCGCCGUGUAUCGGGCGGCGCGUGGCGUAAGGUCCGCGGCGGUGGCGGGCGCCCUCGGUGGAGUCUUGGUCGGUCUUGCCGUCACUGCAAAGCAGGGGAUGAAGCGAUACGUGCCCAUAUGAUGAUUCCGGCCAUUUGUUAUUUCGUCAUUUCAAGUGUUGAUUGAUACGGAAGGCCUAUGCACCCUGGAUUGGUAUCCCGCCUAUGCACCCCCAGAUUGGUCGGGAUACCGAACCUGGACAUCUGGUGCCAAUAAAAAAAAAAUGUUGAUUGAUAUGGCAGGGUCUGAUGUUGAGAUUAUUUCCCAUAUCUUAGUUCAUUUUUUCCUGAAUCAGAGUUGAUGGAUUGAGUCUUCUGCUAUUGUUACUUGUAAAAACAAAAAGUUAUCUGCUAUUGUUGAAUUUCUUGAUGGAUGUCCCAUUGAAUAUACUUUUUGAUGUUGCUCUUGAUUGCUA